AAAAUCUACUAAAAAGUUGUUCACAUAAGUCCAUACACAUUUUUUCCCCUUUUGUUCAUAUAUACUUUUUAAGAUUUGAUCUUUGUGUUUUCUUGAUAUUUUUUUUAUCUCAAUGAUCAACAAAUCUAACGAAUUCAUUCGCCGGAUUUUGAAUUUUCCGGCUAUUCGUCCUAGUGAAACAGUGUGUUUUUCUAGCCUUGUUGCAUCUUUGAUCCAAUUAGGCCAAACAAUAUGUGAAUACAAGUCAAGAACUUUUUAUACAAAUAAGAAGAAUGUUAGGAAUUCGAUUCGUUUAAUUGAGGAUAUUCUCAUUGUUCUUAAAGAAAUCCCAAAUGGGGUUUCAAGAUUUGCUAAUUCAAGUAUUGUGAGCUUAUCUGAGAUUCAUUUUAUCUUCCAGAAGUUUCAUUUCUUGUUGGAUGAUUGUAGCAGAGAAGAUUCAAGAAUAUGGAUUUUAGCAAAAUCCGAGGAUGUCUCUUGCCAGUUUCAGAUGCUGGCAAGAGCUGUUGCUGUGGCACUUGAUGUUCUUCCUUUGAAGGAAAUGGAUGUUUCUGUGGAGGGUCAAGAAGUGGUUGAGUUUGUGAGGAAUCAAGCUGUUAAGUUGAAGUUUGAAGUGGAAAUGGAUGAUGGGAGAAUGCAAGUGAAUGUUUUGAAGAUUUUGGAUCAACUUGAAGAUGGAAUUGUUCCUGAAUCACAUGAUCUGAAAAGGGUUCUUGAUUAUUUAGGGAUUAAACGUUGGAGCGCGUGUAAUAGAGAAGUUAAGUUCUUGGAUAAUGAGAUGUUGUUGGAGGGGAAUACUGAGGAGAAGAGAGAUAUGGGGAUCCUUAGUAGCUUAAUGGGGUUCAUGAUAUACUGCAGGGGAACUCUGUUUGAUGUAUUGGAUAAUGGAGCAGGCAGACAAAUCAAUGGAGGCAGUACUAAUGCAGAUCAAGUCAUCAGGUUCUUGAAUCUUGAUGAUUUCAGGUGUCCAAUUACACUUGAAAUCAUGAGUGAUCCAGUGACAAUAGCCUCAGGUCACACGUAUGAUCGGGCUUCGAUUCUGAAAUGGUUCAGAGCUGGAAACUCCACUUGUCCAAAGACUGGUGAGAGGUUAACAAGUAUUGAUUUGGUUCCUAAUUUUGCUUUGAAGAUUUUAAUCAAGCAGUAUUGCUCUGCGAAUGGUAUUCCAUUUGUGGAGACUGGUAGGCGAAAUCGUGAUGCUGGAAGAUUUGUUGGUUCAAGCAGUGUGGCUAAUGAGCAGGCUAUGAAGUUGCUUGCAAGUUUUCUAGUAGGCAGGCUGGUUGCUGGAACAAUGGAACAGCAAAAUAAGGCUGCUUUCGAGAUUCGUUUGCUCACUAAAACAAGCAUUUUUAACAGGUCUUGUUUGGUGGAAGCUGGUGUAAUCCCACCUCUUCUGAAUCUUGUUACUUCAAGGGAUUCUUCUUGUCAAGAGAAUGCAAUGGAUACUCUGCUGAACCUCUCAAAGAACUCUAAAUGCAAAAGCACAAUUGUUGGAAAUGGAGGUUUGUUCUUGAUACUUGAUGUGUUGAAAGGAGGGCUAAAGAUGGAAGCUCGACAGCACGCAGCUGGUACAUUAUUCUACCUUACAUCAGUAGAAGAGUACCGUAAAAUGAUGGGAGAAAAUCCAGAGUUCAUUCCAUCACUUUUGGAGUUGCUAAGAAAUGGCACUGACAGAGGAAAAAAGAAUGCCUUGGUCACCAUUUUUGGCCUCCUAAUGCGCCCCGAAAACCACUGGAGAGUGAUUGCUGCUGGAUUAGUCCCCUUGGUGGUUAAUCUGUUGAAAUCUUUCGAAAGGGAAGAUCUCAUUACAGAUUCUUUAGCAGUUUUAACAACGCUUUCUGAAAGGCUAGACGGAGCAAUGGCUGUUCUUUAUGCUGGAGCUUUGCCUAUUAUUGUCAAUGUUCUAAGUUCUUGCAAUUCAAGGGCAUCCAAGGAGUACUGUGUCUCAUUGUUGCUGGCUUUGUGUAUCAAUGGUGGAGCAGAUGCAGUUCCUGUUUUAGUAAAGAACUCAUCUCUCAUGGGACCGUUAUAUUCCCUCCUGGCUGAAGGCAACUCAAAAGCAAGCAAGAAAGCUAGUACACUCAUCAGAAUCUUGCACGAGUACAACGAGAAGACCUCAUCUGGCUUGAUCACUCCAGUUUUUAUAGAGGAUCAAUUCAUUAAUGUGUGGUAAUUAUUUACAAGCAUCCAACAUGUAUAUAUACACCAUGGUGUAGGAUGCUUUAGUGUCAUUUUCCAUUACUGGUGAUAUCGGCUCAAGUUUUUAAGAGCUAGUCACACUACACUGCUGCAGCUUCUGGUUUUUUGAAUGAAGCUUUGUAUAGUUUU
Messenger RNA from Solanum stenotomum, 2325 nucleotides. Its product is annotated as U-box domain-containing protein 19-like. Gene Ontology annotation, biological process: protein ubiquitination. The transcript has a single exon. The record is from RefSeq and is a predicted model, not a curated record. The coding region runs from base 113 to 2170 and encodes 685 amino acids. Lineage: Eukaryota; Viridiplantae; Streptophyta; Magnoliopsida; Solanales; Solanaceae. Gene Ontology annotation, cellular component: nucleus; cytoplasm. Gene Ontology annotation, molecular function: protein binding; ubiquitin-protein transferase activity.